Nerophis ophidion (straightnose pipefish) is the source of this 6869-nucleotide messenger RNA. RefSeq names its product solute carrier family 16 member 9b (gene slc16a9b). Gene Ontology annotation, biological process: monocarboxylic acid transport; transmembrane transport. Lineage: Eukaryota; Metazoa; Chordata; Actinopteri; Syngnathiformes; Syngnathidae. Gene Ontology annotation, molecular function: monocarboxylic acid transmembrane transporter activity. The record is from RefSeq and is a predicted model, not a curated record. The coding region runs from base 248 to 1681 and encodes 477 amino acids. The transcript has 5 exons.
AAUGGCAGUUGUGUGAGGCCAAGCAGGUUUAAGAUGGCUGGAGAGGGAGGGGGAGGACCAUCCCUCCUACCUUCCCCCUCCUCCAAGGCGUGGUCAAACAGCGAGGGAAAGAAAGAAAGUAAAAGUAGCGACACAGGUGUCAGUGGCAGUGGAAGUGUCAAGCCGGUCUUGUGGUGUCUCCCACCCUCCACUAGAAGACCCCCCCGCCCGCCCUCCAUCGUGUGAGACGCCGGCAGGCAGCGACAACAUGGCCGACAUGACCUCCAAGGCGCUGGACGGGGGCUGGGGGUGGGCCAUCGUGGUGGCCUCCUUCCUGGCCCAGCUGCUGGCGUACGGCUCCCCGCAGUCGGUGGGCGUCCUGUACCCCGAGUGGCUGCACGCCUUCCAGGAGGGCAAGGGCAUGACGGCCUGGGUGGGCUCCCUGGUGGCAGGAGUGGGCCUCAUUGCCAGUCCCGUCUGCAGCGCCUGCGUGGACAACUUUGGCGCUCGCCCCGUCACCAUCUUCAGCGGCGUGAUGGUGGCGGGCGGCCUGAUGCUCAGCGCCUUCGCUCCCAGCGUCCACUUCCUCAUCUUCUCCUACGGGAUUGUCGUGGGUCUGGGUUGCGGUCUGGUCUACGCAGCCACGCUGACCAUCACCUGCCAGUAUUUUGACAAGCGCCGCGGCCUGGCUCUGGGCAUCGUCACCACAGGCACCAGCGUGGGCGCCUUCAUCUACGCCACCGCUCAGAACGAGCUGAUCGUGCUCUACGGCCUGGACGGCUGCCUUCUAAUCAUCGGAGCUUUGGCGCUAAACCUCAUGGCCUGCGCCGGCUUCAUGAGGCCCCUCGACAUGCCGGGCUACUACCUCAAGCAGAGGGCGGCUCUGGAGCGCAACACGGAGGAGCAGCUCUUCGAGAAGCCCCAGUUGGACGACCUGAAGAUCGCAAACGGGUCCACCACGUCCGCUCAGGAGAAGAGUCUGAUGGCGAAGGAGCUUCUCAUCACCAUCGACGGCAAAGACUCCGCCAUUCAGGUGGAGAAGAGAAGCGGCCUUCUGGCUCGGUUGGGCAUCAUGAAAGUGAUCAAGAAGAAAAAGCAGGCCUACUCCAGGUACAUGCACUCCAUGUAUGAGAUUCUGCAGAACCAAGCCAUGGUGGCCUUCUGCAUUGCGGUCUUCCUGUUCAGCCUGGGAGCGUUCCCUCCGGUGCUCUUCAUCGAGGACGUGGCUCAGAGCCAGGGACUGAUCGAAGAAGUCAGCGUCAUUCCUCUGGUGUCCAUUGGGGCCAUUGCAGGUUGCGUGGGCAAACUGGUGCUGGGUAUCAUGGUGGACAUCAGGUGGAUCAAUAGCAUCUACUUGUAUGCCUUCACCAUGUUUGCUGGUGGUGCCGUGCUGCUGCUCAUCCCCAUCACCAAGAGCUACAUUGGACUGCAGAUCCUCUGCGUCGUCCUGGGCUUCUUCUCAGGAAACUGGUCCAUCACCUCUUAUAUAACCACGAAGAUUGUUGGCUUGGACAGACUCACACAAGCCCACGGAAUCGUCAUGUUCUUUGGCGGCUUCGGGAUCAUGCUCGGACCUCCUGUUGUCGGGUGGUUAUUUGACUGGACCCAGUCUUACGACAUGGCGUUCUACUUCAGCGUUCAAAGUGACUUCCUUAGAACUUAUCCCAAUUUGCACUCCUUGACAGAAUUGGCUAACAACUGAGGUAGAACUGCCAAAGAACUAGGUCUAUCUGGUGGAAAGUUACCUAUCGACCUAACAUUUCAACCUGCUUCAAGCAAUGUGUACUGGAACUGAACUGAACCUUAGAAUUGACCCGGCUUCCAGCCACUAUGACAGAACGACCAUGACAGAAUGUGUUCUCUAGGCAAGUGACCACCGAAAAACUGGCAGGAUUCCAGAAGAAUUUGUUCUAUUUUUGUGGCAUGUGUCAGAACUAUCUAAGAACUGCAGCAGAAAUACAGACUAAGUGAGUUUUGCAGUGACAGAACCAAGAUCUUGACCUGCUUCAAUGAAAACGAUUCUCUAUGAACUGAACCCAUGUUUCUCAAAGUGACUUCCUUAGAACUUAUCCCAAUUUGCACUCAUUGACACAACUGGUCAACAACUGAGGUAGAACUGCCAAAGUUACCUAUCGACCUAAGAUUUCAACCUGCUUCAAGCAAUUGGAACUGAACUGAACCUUAGAAUUGAUCCCCCUUCAGACACUAUGACAGAACGACGAUGACAGAAUGGUUUCUCUGGGCAAGGGAGUACCGAAAAGCUGAGUCAGGACUCCUGAGGAACUCUUUUUUGGCAUGUGUGGCAUUGUACCUAAGAUCUUGUUUUGUGCAAAGUCAGUGAACUACCAAAGAACUACUUUGUGUUAAAUCACAGAUUUACCUUUGAAUGAUCCCACUUCACACACCAUGACUGAUUAAAAAAACAGGGUACUAACUACUGCCUAACCUUGUCUUUUCAACACUUCUUAGGGUGUUUAUUUGACUGGACCCAGUCUUAUGACAUGGCGUUCUACUUCAGCGUUCAAAGUGACUUCCUUAGAACUUAUCCCAAUUUGUACUCCUUGACAGAACUGGCUAACAACUGAGGUAGAACUGCCAAAGAACUAGGUCUAUCUGGUGGAAAGUGACCUAUCGACCUAAGAUUUCAACCUGCUUCAAGCAAUGUGUGCUGGAACUGAACUUAACCUUAGAAUUGAUCCGGCUUUCAGACACUAUGACAGAACGACCAUGACAGAAUGUGUUCUCUAGGCAAGUGACUACCGAAAAACUGUGGCAGGAUUCCAGAAGAAUUUGUUCUAUUUUUGUGGCAUGUGUCAGAACUAAGAACUGUAGCAGAAAUACAGACUAAGUGAGUUUUGCAGUGACAGAACCAAGAUCUUGACCUGCUUCAAUGAAAACGAUUCUCUAUGAACUGAACCCAUGUUUCUCAAAGUGACUUCCUUAGAACUUAUCCCAAUUUGCACUCAUUGACAGAACUGGCCAACAACUGAGGUAGAACUGCCAAAGUUACCUAUCGACCUAAGAUUUCAACCUGCUUCAAGCAAUUGGAACUGAACUGAACCUUAGAAUUGAUCCCCCUUCAGACACUAUGACAGAACGACGAUGACAGAAUGGUUUCUCUGGGCAAGGGACUACCGAAAAGCUGAGUCAGGACUCCUGAGGAACUCCUUUUUUUGGCAUGUGUGGCAUUGUACCUAAGAUCUUGUUUUGUGCAAAGUCAGUGAACUACCAAAGAACUACUUUGUGCUAAAUGACAGAUUUACCUUUGAAUGGAUCCCACUUCACACACCAUGACUGAACUAUUAAAAAAACAGGGUACUAACUACUGCCUAACCUUGUCUUUUCAACACUUCUUAGGGUGGUUAUUUGACUGGACCCAGUCUUAUGACAUGGCGUUCUACUUCAGCGUUCAAAGUGACUUCCUUAGAACUUAUCCCAAUUUGCACUCCUUGACAGAACUGGCUAACAACUGAGGUAGAACUGCCAAAGAACUAGGUCUAUCCGGUGGAAAGUUACCUAUCGACCUAAGAUUUCAACCUGCUUCAAGCAAUGUGUACUGGAACUGAACUGAACCUUAGAAUAGAUCCGGCUUCCAGACACUAUGACAGAACGACCAUGACAGAAUGUGUUCUCUAGGCAAGUGACUACCGAAAAACUGUGGCAGGAUUCCAGAAGAAUUUGUUCUAUUUUUGUGGCAUGUGUCAGAACUAUCUAAGAACUGCAGCAGAAAUACAGACUAAGUGAGUUUUGCAGUGACAGAACCAAGAUCUUGACCUGCUUCAAUGAAAACGAUUCUCUGUGAUCUGAACCCAUGUUUCUCAAAGUGACUUCCUUAGAACUUAUCCCAAUUUGCACUCAUUGACAGAACUGGUCAACAACUGAGGUAGAACUGCCAAAGUUACCUAUCGACCUAAGAUUUCAACCCGCUUCAAGCAAUUGGAACUGAACUGAACCUUAGAAUUGAUCCCCCUUCAGACACUAUGACAGAACGACGAUGACAGAAUGGUUUCUCUGGGCAAGGGGACUACCAAAAAGCUGAGUCAGGACUCCUGAGGAACUCCUUUUUUUUGGCAUGUGUGGCAUUGUACCUAAGAUCUUGUUUUGUGCAAAGUCAGUGAACUACCAAAGAACUACUUUGUGCUAAAUGACAGAUUUACCUUUGAAUUGAUCCCACUUCACACACCAUGACUGAUUAAAAAAACAGGGUACUAACUACUGCCUAACCUUGUCUUUUCAACACUUCUUAGGGUGGUUAUUUGACUGGACCCAGUCUUACGACAUGGCGUUCUACUUCAGCGUUCAAAGUGACUUCCUUAGAACUUAUCCCAAUUUGCACUCCUUGACAGAACUGGCUAACAACUGAGGUAGAACUGCCAAAGAACUAGGUCUAUCUGGUGGAAAGUUACCUAUCGACCUAACAUUUCAACCUGCUUCAAGCAAUGUGUACUGGAACUGAACUGAACCUUAGAAUUGACCCGGCUUCCAGCCACUAUGACAGAACGACCAUGACAGAAUGUGUUCUCUAGGCAAGUGACCACCGAAAAACUGGCAGGAUUCCAGAAGAAUUUGUUCUAUUUUUGUGGCAUGUGUCAGAACUAUCUAAGAACUGCAGCAGAAAUACAGACUAAGUGAGUUUUGCAGUGACAGAACCAAGAUCUUGACCUGCUUCAAUGAAAACGAUUCUCUAUGAACUGAACCCAUGUUUCUCAAAGUGACUUCCUUAGAACUUAUCCCAAUUUGCACUCAUUGACACAACUGGUCAACAACUGAGGUAGAACUGCCAAAGUUACCUAUCGACCUAAGAUUUCAACCUGCUUCAAGCAAUUGGAACUGAACUGAACCUUAGAAUUGAUCCCCCUUCAGACACUAUGACAGAACGACGAUGACAGAAUGGUUUCUCUGGGCAAGGGAGUACCGAAAAGCUGAGUCAGGACUCCUGAGGAACUCUUUUUUGGCAUGUGUGGCAUUGUACCUAAGAUCUUGUUUUGUGCAAAGUCAGUGAACUACCAAAGAACUACUUUGUGUUAAAUCACAGAUUUACCUUUGAAUGAUCCCACUUCACACACCAUGACUGAUUAAAAAAACAGGGUACUAACUACUGCCUAACCUUGUCUUUUCAACACUUCUUAGGGUGUUUAUUUGACUGGACCCAGUCUUAUGACAUGGCGUUCUACUUCAGCGUUCAAAGUGACUUCCUUAGAACUUAUCCCAAUUUGUACUCCUUGACAGAACUGGCUAACAACUGAGGUAGAACUGCCAAAGAACUAGGUCUAUCUGGUGGAAAGUGACCUAUCGACCUAAGAUUUCAACCUGCUUCAAGCAAUGUGUGCUGGAACUGAACUUAACCUUAGAAUUGAUCCGGCUUUCAGACACUAUGACAGAACGACCAUGACAGAAUGUGUUCUCUAGGCAAGUGACUACCGAAAAACUGUGGCAGGAUUCCAGAAGAAUUUGUUCUAUUUUUGUGGCAUGUGUCAGAACUAAGAACUGUAGCAGAAAUACAGACUAAGUGAGUUUUGCAGUGACAGAACCAAGAUCUUGACCUGCUUCAAUGAAAACGAUUCUCUAUGAACUGAACCCAUGUUUCUCAAAGUGACUUCCUUAGAACUUAUCCCAAUUUGCACUCAUUGACAGAACUGGCCAACAACUGAGGUAGAACUGCCAAAGUUACCUAUCGACCUAAGAUUUCAACCUGCUUCAAGCAAUUGGAACUGAACUGAACCUUAGAAUUGAUCCCCCUUCAGACACUAUGACAGAACGACGAUGACAGAAUGGUUUCUCUGGGCAAGGGACUACCGAAAAGCUGAGUCAGGACUCCUGAGGAACUCCUUUUUUUGGCAUGUGUGGCAUUGUACCUAAGAUCUUGUUUUGUGCAAAGUCAGUGAACUACCAAAGAACUACUUUGUGCUAAAUGACAGAUUUACCUUUGAAUGGAUCCCACUUCACACACCAUGACUGAACUAUUAAAAAAACAGGGUACUAACUACUGCCUAACCUUGUCUUUUCAACACUUCUUAGGGUGGUUAUUUGACUGGACCCAGUCUUAUGACAUGGCGUUCUACUUCAGCGUUCAAAGUGACUUCCUUAGAACUUAUCCCAAUUUGCACUCCUUGACAGAACUGGCUAACAACUGAGGUAGAACUGCCAAAGAACUAGGUCUAUCCGGUGGAAAGUUACCUAUCGACCUAAGAUUUCAACCUGCUUCAAGCAAUGUGUGCUGGAACUGAACUGAACCUUAGAAUUGAUCCGGCUUCCAGACACUAUGACAGAACGACCAUGACAGAAUGAGUUCUCUGGGCAAGUGACUACCGAAAAACUGUGGCAGGAUUCCAGAAGAAUUUGUUCUAUUUUUGUGGCAUGUGUCAGAACUAUCUAAGAACUGUAGCAGAAACACAGAGUAAGUGAGUUUUGCAGUGACAGAACCAAGAUCUUGACCUGCUUCAAUGAAAACGAUUCUCUAUGAACUGAACCCAUGUUUCUCAAAGUGACUUCCUUAGAACUUAUCCCAAUUUGCACUCAUUGACAGAACUGGUCAACAACUGAGGUAGAACUGUCAAAGUUACCUAUCGACCUAAGAUUUCAACCCGCUUCAAGCAAUUGGAACUGAACUGAACCUUAGAAUUGAUCCCCCUUCAGACACUAUGACAGAACGACGAUGACAGAAUGGUUUCUCUGGGCAAGGGACUACCGAAAAGCUGAGUCAGGACUCCUGAGGAACUCCUCUUUUUUGGCAUGUGUGGCAUUGUACCUAAGAUCUUGUUUUGUGCAAAGUCAGUGAACUACCAAAGAACUACUUUGUGCUAAAUGACAGAUUUACCUUUGAAUGGAUCCCACUUCACACACCAUGACUGAUUCAAAAAACUACUGCCUAACCUUGUCUUUUCAACACU